This is a messenger RNA of Malus domestica (apple), 1217 nucleotides long. RefSeq names its product transcription factor HEC1-like. NCBI's taxonomy places the organism in Eukaryota, Viridiplantae, Streptophyta, Magnoliopsida, Rosales, Rosaceae. The record is from RefSeq and is a predicted model, not a curated record. Gene Ontology annotation, biological process: regulation of DNA-templated transcription. Gene Ontology annotation, molecular function: protein dimerization activity; DNA-binding transcription factor activity.
AAUAUAUUUCAUUCACUCGUUUUCUUCGGCUUCUCUUCUCUCUUACCAUUGUGUAUUUCUCUCCUUCACUACUCCACACUGCGCAUUUUCUGAUAAACUCCAGUAACUCUUUAUCUUCCCCAUCCCUCUGCAACUCCUCCAGUACUACUUUCCAUCACUUCUCAGACUUCAAACCCUACUUCCCCUUGCUUUUCUCUUUUCUUCUUAGACACUCAAGACACUUUAAAUUUUAUUUUUCUUACCAGUUUAUAUAAUUUAAAGAAAAUUAUAGGCUACGCAUAUAUAUAGCAAUGGAUAUUGGCCAGUACAAAUCAGAGGAGCAGAUGGAGAUGACGAUGAUGAUGAUACAAAUGGAAAAAAUCUCUGAGCUCUGCGGUGCCUACAACAACGAUGUGGUUUCCGACCUGCCGCCGUCCGAUCACAAUUUCUCAUCCACCACAACUAGUCCUAAUAGUCUCAAGGCCACCAUGUCACAUUACACCGACCAAAACACACAUAACAAUAAUAUUCAUUCACCAAACUCACAAUCCUUCCUAAACCUCCCAACAAUCCCAUCUACCGUUUCAUUCACCAACACAAACCCUACUGACCAAACAAACGGCACGUCACCGUCGCAAAAACGUGCUUCGAUGGCAGCCAUGAGGGAGAUGAUAUUCCGGAUUGCAGCCAUGCAGCCGAUCAACAUCGACCCAGAAUCCGUUAAGCCACCAAAGAGAAGGAACGUGAAGAUUUCUAAGGACCCUCAGAGCGUGGCGGCCCGGCAUCGGAGGGAGAGGAUUAGUGAGAGGAUUAGAAUUCUGCAGAGACUUGUCCCGGGCGGGACAAAAAUGGACACCGCUUCCAUGCUAGAUGAGGCCAUUCACUAUGUCAAGUUUUUGAAGACUCAGGUCCAAACGCUGGAGAGAGCUGCGACUAAUAGGCCUACCGGGAUUGGAUUUCCUGUGGCCAUGUCUAGUCGGAGCUACAUUUCUAACUCUAUGUCUGAGGUUUACGAAGCUUCUCAUCAUCAUCAGAAUGUGCAGCAUUUCGAUCGGUGACGCUUAAUUAUUGAUUAAUAAUUAGUCCAACUGGUUAAUUGUUUGAUUGUGGGGUUGUAAAUUAGGAACAUGCAUGAAACUAUUGUGAUCUUCGUCGAUCUUACAUAGUUUUAAGCUUACUUGUAAUCCAUGUUCUCUUUUCUAUUAAUUAAAUAAUAACAUCCCUUGGUUUUCAUGAAA